AUGUCCAGCUUCAUCUCCAAGGCUUCCUCCAAGUCCGCCUCUUCGGACGCCGCCUCCACACACUCCUCCGUCUCCACUGCCACAACUCUCAAGGGCAUGGACAUCCACAAGAAGAAGUGGUACUCUCUGAGCUCCUCCAAGACGUCUCCCAAACACACUGAGGAAUACUACGCCAAGCGAGCUCUUCACAACGAAGCCGUCGCCAGCUACUUCAGCAUGCGGUAA
This is a messenger RNA of Penicillium diatomitis, 225 nucleotides long. RefSeq lists its product as uncharacterized. The record is from RefSeq and is a predicted model, not a curated record. Bases 1 to 225 code for a protein of 74 amino acids. The transcript has a single exon. Lineage: Eukaryota; Fungi; Ascomycota; Eurotiomycetes; Eurotiales; Aspergillaceae.